Pararge aegeria (speckled wood butterfly) is the source of this 588-nucleotide messenger RNA. RefSeq lists its product as uncharacterized. The record is from RefSeq and is a predicted model, not a curated record. The transcript has 2 exons. Bases 1 to 588 code for a protein of 195 amino acids. NCBI's taxonomy places the organism in Eukaryota, Metazoa, Arthropoda, Insecta, Lepidoptera, Nymphalidae.
AUGACGCUGUUCGUUUUGUUAAUGCAGACUUGGGCCGAAUCUCCGCCGGCUCUUGUACUUAAUCCGUCAAAGUCGAAGUAUAUACUAUUCGGUUCUGCAAAGCAACUAUAUAAGCUUCGUUCCGGUGUUAGUAUAGAUAUUGAGGGCUGCGCCAUAGAGAGAGUCUGCAAAGCUCGAAAUUUGGGAUUGCUCAUGGAUGCAGAUUUGAGGUUCGAGGAACACUUAGCAGAAGUAGUUCGCAAUUGUUUCUACAGACUAAAGAUACUCUACAAGGUCCGUCAGUAUCUUUCAGUAGAAGUGCGCUUACAGCUAGUAGAGGCUUUGGUGCUGUCUAAACUAAACUACGCGGAUGUUGUGUUCGGUCCUCGAUUGCUGUGCCGUACGAAGCGUCUCAUCCAGAGAGUGCAGAAUGCAUGUGCGAGGUUUUGUUUCGACAUACCUCCUAGAACCCAUGUAACUCCUUUCUUAAACAAUCAUCACUUGUUAAAAAUGGGUUCUAGAAGGAAGUUGCAUCUUGCAGGUCUUCUCUAUGGCGUAAUAAAGCAAGGUCUCAAGUUUGUGCAUAGUUUCGAUAGACUCGAGGUUUGA